AUGGGAAUUGGAAACUCAAAGACUAGCUGGAACAGGGGGGCGGCAGCGAACACUCCCAUUGGGCCAGCACCCAGCACGUCUGGAUCGACUGCGCCCUCGAAGUCCAUCCACAACCAUCUCCGUCGGUAUCGCGUCAUGGACGAAGCGACUGGUGCAGGUGGACAAUGCUCUGUCCCGGUGAGGAAGGACGCAGCUACACCGCGUGAGGCUUUCUAG
Messenger RNA from Parastagonospora nodorum SN15, 216 nucleotides. RefSeq lists its product as hypothetical. The coding region runs from base 1 to 216 and encodes 71 amino acids. The record is from RefSeq and is a predicted model, not a curated record. The transcript is spliced from 2 exons. NCBI's taxonomy places the organism in Eukaryota, Fungi, Ascomycota, Dothideomycetes, Pleosporales, Phaeosphaeriaceae.